This is a messenger RNA of Dioscorea cayenensis subsp. rotundata (Guinea yam), 1409 nucleotides long. Its product is annotated as mannan endo-1,4-beta-mannosidase 2-like. The transcript is spliced from 5 exons. Gene Ontology annotation, molecular function: hydrolase activity, hydrolyzing O-glycosyl compounds. The coding region runs from base 1 to 1305 and encodes 434 amino acids. The record is from RefSeq and is a predicted model, not a curated record. NCBI's taxonomy places the organism in Eukaryota, Viridiplantae, Streptophyta, Magnoliopsida, Dioscoreales, Dioscoreaceae.
AUGUUGUUUUCAUCCAAUGGAGUGUUGUAUCCUACACUUGGCCUUGUCUUCUGUGUCACAUUCAUAUACAUGUCUUCCAAAGAAAAUUUCUUCCAAAUUGUAGUAAAUUCUCAGAUGAGCAGUUUUGUAAUGAGGAAUGGGACUCAAUUCAUGGUGGAUGGGAAGCCUUUCUAUGUGAAUGGUUGGAACUCUUACUGGCUCAUGGAUCAUGCAGUAGAGGACUCAAGCAGGCCAAGAAUCAAAGCCAUGUUUCAGGCUGGUGCUAAGAUGGGUCUCACUGUCUGCAGAGCCUGGGCAUUCAAUGAUGGAACUCACAAUGCUCUUCAAGUCUCUCUCAGCCACUUCGACGAACGGGUUUUUAAGGCAUUGGACUAUGUUAUUAUGGAGGCUGGAAGAUACAAGAUUAAGUUGCUUCUUAGUCUGGUUAAUAAUUUGGAUGCAUAUGGUGGGAAACCUCAGUAUGUUAGAUGGGCAAUAAAGGAUGGCAUUAGCUUCAAUUCAUCAGAGGAUUCAUUUUUCUUUGAUCCGGUUAUCAGAAGUUAUUUCAAGAUUUACUUGAAGACUGUGAUAACUAGGAAAAAUCACUUGACUGGAAUUGAGUACAGAGAUGAUCCUACUAUCUUUGCAUGGGAAUUAAUGAAUGAACCAAGGUGUAUAUCUGAUCCAACUGGUGACACUCUCCAAAAAUGGAUUGAAGAAAUGGCAGGAUAUAUAAAAACAGUAGAUAAGAAUCAUCUAGUGACUGUUGGACUUGAGGGAUUUUAUGGUCCCAGAAACACUCCAGAGAAAUUGAGUAUUAAUCCAAGCAAAUGGUAUGACAGUACAGGAACAGACUUCAUCCGAAACUCUAAAACUCCGGCAAUUGAUUUCGCUUCGGUCCAUAUAUAUGCUGAUCAAUGGUUGAUUGGAGCAGAGCUUGAAGAGAAAAUGAAGUACAUAAACAAAUGGAUAAUCUCACACAUUGAAGAUGGAAACAAAGAGCUGAAAAAACCAGUGCUACUCACUGAAUUUGGACUCUCAGAUAAGAAUAAAAACUUUGAUCAUUCACAUAGAGAUAAACUCUACAAGUCCAUCUUUGACAUCAUGUAUAAAUCUGCAAGAGAAAAUGGAGCUGGUGCAGGUGCAUUAAUUUGGCAACUCAUGGUCCAAGGAAUGGAAAAAUACACCGAUGACUAUGUUAUUGUCCCCGGUGACCGGCCAUUUAUCGAUAAACUUGUAAAGAAACAGUCAUGCCGUUUGUUAGCAUUGCAAGAUGCUAAACAAAUGAGAACACAUAAACAAAAUGUGGAUCAAAUUUGUUCAUAAUUUUUUUUUUCUGCAAUUGAAAACUGCUGCACAUUGUCAUCUACCAAUGUUGCAAGUAAAACACACAUAUCAGAGAUUAAGACAAAGAGGCUCAAUAACAAGGG